CAAAUUUUUCAUUAUAUGGACACAAAAAGAAAAUGUUUUCAUUGAAAACACAAUUGAAUCUUGUAACAAAACAAACCUUCAUACAAUCGGUUCGAUAUGGACUUAAAUAUAAACGAAAAGAACCAUUUCGUAAGCCAAUUUGGCAGCCUAUUGCUCCAUCUAAAUUAUAUCGUAUUCGAAAAAAAGAAGAAAUGUCUGAACAAGAAAAAAAACAACGAGAACAUCUUGAAUAUACUUAUAAUGUAAAUAUAAAAUCAAUCAAACAAUUUUUACAUCAAGAAUUCUAUUUACCAAUUGUCAAUGCUGAACAAGGUGGAUCGAAUGAAUUCGUUCAUGAAGAAGAAGAAUUGGAAAAAGCUAUGAUUGAAAAUGAUCGUGAAAAUCAACGGGUAGCAGCAAUGCGUGAGGAACGAUUGAAAUUAUUUCAACAGGAAUUGGAUGCAAAAAUGAUGGCAAUGAAAAUUCAACAAGAAGAAGAAAAACGUCAGAUUGGCGAACAAUUUGAUCAGAUUGUUAGUCAAGAAAUCGAACGAUCCAAAACGUAUAUAACACGAGAUAAUAUUGAUGCCAAGAUUGAUGAAGUUCUUACACAUCAAACUAAUUAUGAUUAUGCUAUCGAUGUGAAUGGUAGAAUCAUCUUCGAUGGAUCAUUACAUCCAUAUGCAUUACGACCUAAAGCUGUACCUGAAACUAGUAGCCAAACUGACGAAUAUCAGUCAUUAGAUUCGAAAAAACCUGUUUAUUUGAAAGCGAAAAAACUUUUCUAAAUUUUAAAUCUGAAAAUCUGAUUAUUAAAUAUUGUAAAAAAUA
Molecule: messenger RNA, 810 nt
Organism: Dermatophagoides farinae (American house dust mite)
Lineage: Eukaryota; Metazoa; Arthropoda; Arachnida; Sarcoptiformes; Pyroglyphidae
Gene: mRpS26
Product: mitochondrial ribosomal protein S26
Cellular component (GO): mitochondrial small ribosomal subunit
Source: RefSeq, a predicted model, not a curated record